UUGAGAGACUGCUGAGCUCCUGCCUGCUAUGUGACGUUAAAUUUGUCACGUGCGCGUUGUGACGUAAAUUGGUUUUCCAACAACUUCAGUAUUGAUUGUGGCAUCGUUCGUUGCUUUGUUGCGUCGUUAGUAAAGCAGACUGGUACUGUAACUUCAUUAAAUAACAAUGGCUCACUUUAACUACUUGAGUGUGGAGGAGCAGGACAAGUUACGACAGACAGCCAACGCCAUUGUUGCCCCUGGCAAGGGUAUCUUGGCUGCAGAUGAAAGCACCUGUAAGUUUCGUGGUUUAAUGAAAAUGAAUAAGAAUGUGACGAAAGAGAACCGAAGACAGUAUCGCCAGCUGCUUUUUACGAGUGACCAAGCAAUGAAUGAAUACAUUAGUGGUGUCAUUCUCUUUCACGAAACUGUUUAUCAGAAAACCGAUGACGGAACUCCAUUCAUCCAAGUCCUCAAGAACCGAGGCAUCAUUCCAGGCAUUAAGGUUGACUUGGGUGUUGUGCCUCUGAUGGGCACUGAUGAGGAAUCAACUACCCAAGGUUUAGAUGACCUAACCAAGCGAUGCCAGGAAUACAGAGAACAGGGAUGUCUGUUUGCUAAGUGGAGAUGUGUUUUAAAGAUCCGAGAGCACACUCCAUCUCCCUUGUCCAUCUUGGAGAAUGCUAAUGUUUUGGCUCGUUAUGCUACAUGUUGCCAACAGGCUGGUAUUGUACCAAUUGUUGAGCCUGAAGUUUUGCCUGAUGGCCCACAUGAUCUAGUGAGAGCUCAGAAGGUCACAGAAAAAGUCCUUGCUGCAGUUUACAAGGCUCUGAGUGACCACCAUGUUUACCUGGAGGGCACACUGCUCAAACCUAACAUGGUGACAGCUGGUCAGAGCUGUCCAAUCAAAUACACUGCUCAAGAUAUUUCCAAGGCAACUGUGACUGCCUUGCAGCGAACCGUACCAGCUGCUGUACCUGGUAUUACUUUCCUGUCUGGUGGGCAGUCUGAAGAAGAGGCUUCUGUCAAUCUCGAUGCUAUCAACAAGUAUCAAGGUAAAAAACCAUGGGCCCUUACGUUCAGUUACGGACGAGCCCUCCAGGCAAGUGCACUGAAAGCUUGGUCUGGCAAGGCUGAGAACAUAAAGAGUGGACAACAGGAAUUUUUAAAGAGGGCCAAGGCAAACAGUGAAGCUUCACUUGGUAAAUACUGUGGUGGCGUCAGUGGAGCUGCAGCUGGAGAGGUUUUGUUCAUCAAGGACCACGCGUACUGAAACCAAAACCUCCUUUGUGGAAUCCAUUUCAAAACUAUUUCCUUCCCCUUCUUCUUAAAACUAGUCUUAUAUAUUCUAGUGUGUCAGAUUUUCACAGUUUGUGGUGAUUUAUUUCUUCAUUCUCAAAGAAGAAAUCCCUUCAAAAACUAUUAAAUUAUUUUUUGUCCCUUUUUUUUGUUAUAAUUAGUUGUUUAUAUCCCAGUGUGUCAGAUUAGUUUCUUCCCCAUCACUGUAAUCCAGACUUUCUCUAUAUUAAUCAGAACUACCAGUAGUAUUUAGUGCUUUUAAAACGUAUUAGUAGGUAUCCUUGUUCAACCUCUUUUAAAACGUAUCUGUAGGUAUCCUUGUUCAACCAAUUUUAAAACAGUAUCAGCAGGUAUCCUCGUUCAACCAAUUUUAAAUCAAAGUGUCAGUAGGUAUCCUCGUUCAACCAAUUUUAAAUGAAAGUGUCAGUAGGUAUCCUCGUUCAACCAAUUUUAAAUGAAAGUGUCAGUAGGUAUCUUCUUUCAACCAAUUUUAAAACAAAGUAUCAGUAGAUAUCCUCAUUCAACUCAUUUUAAAGUAUCAGUAGGUAUCCUUGUUCAACCAAUUUUAAAACAUAGUAUUAGCAGGUAUCCUCGUUCAACCAAAUUGAGCAAGAAUUGUACAGUGUUGUGAUUUAAAUUAUUUGGUAACUUAAAAGUGAGAUUUAAUCGGAUAUUUACCGCAGGAUUGGCUUAGCAAUCAGUUCAUUGCUGACAUACAGUUGUUGUUUUUUAUGUAAUGUCAGAAAUGUGAUAAUAAACAUUAUACUCAACCCA
This is a messenger RNA of Limulus polyphemus (Atlantic horseshoe crab), 2052 nucleotides long. RefSeq names its product fructose-bisphosphate aldolase-like. Gene Ontology annotation, biological process: glycolytic process; fructose 1,6-bisphosphate metabolic process. Lineage: Eukaryota; Metazoa; Arthropoda; Merostomata; Xiphosura; Limulidae. The record is from RefSeq and is a predicted model, not a curated record. Bases 167 to 1252 code for a protein of 361 amino acids. The transcript has 7 exons. Gene Ontology annotation, molecular function: fructose-bisphosphate aldolase activity. Gene Ontology annotation, cellular component: cytosol.